UGCGUCAAUUCACAUAAUAUCGUAUGAAUAAAGACUUUCAUAAAUUUUGGUUAUAAAUUCACGCAACACAUAAUAUUACAAAUACUAUAGAUAAAAUUAACGUAAAAGUAUAAUAUUAGUAUAAAACUCACAACAAGUAUCUUUCUGAAACUGUGUAAUAAUUAAAUUUUUAUUGUUAUUAUGAAUAAAAAGCGUAAGAAACUUCGUCAUGUGCGCGUUGUAUCAAAAGUCGAUAACACACCUCCACAUUUCAAGGCAUCUGUUUAUUUGAAAGCUCAUAAUUUGAAACAUGAUGCUCUACGAGUUAAAGAAAUAGAUAAAGAGAAUAUAAAACUACUAAAGAAGAUAAACAUAAUUCAUCGAUUAGGGGGAUCUGUGGAUUGCUGGGCACCGGAUGUCAAAUAUAAAUCGAAAUUUGGGGAUCAAGAAUGUAGAAACCAUAUAAUUAUGCAAAAAAAUAAAAUUCUAUUGAAGAAAAUCUGUCAAGCAGAAAGUCAAUAUCCCACCCGCAUGUUUUUAAAGAACUGGAAGAGACUGCAUGAAGCAGUAGAGCAUCGUGCAAAAUACAUUUCAGUGAUUAAAAAACUGUCCGUCAUAUCAGAUGUACAAAAGCAAUUAUCUGAGAAAAGUCAAACGAAAUGUUUCUUCGACAUUGGACUUAAAGAAGAAAAUCAAGACUUAGGGCGUAUAGUGUUCGAACUGUAUGACAGUAUCGUACCACGUACAUGCGAGAACUUUGCAGCUUUCUGCCGCGGAGUAAACGGAUUGUCAUAUAAAUACACUCCAUUCCAUCGUAUUGUUUCUGGGUACUGGUGUCAAGGAGGAGAUGUCACGAAGUUUAACGGUACCGGCGGUACCUCCAUAUAUGGUGACUCAUUCGAAAAGGAAGACUCUAAUCUACGUCAUACAGGACCCGGCAUCCUAUCUACUUGCAACAAUGAUGACGGCAAAACUGAUUGCAAAUUCAAUCUCACGUUUAAAUGCUUAAGAACUGUAGACGGGAAUAAGACCGUUUUUGGCCGAGUAAUAGAUGGAAUGAAGAACAUCUACAAGGUAAUUUAAACUUUACUUGAAUAACAUGUCUUGUGCAGUAAUGCAAUGCCAUCAGCCAGUACUGCUUAUUUAAUUAUGUACACCGACUUGUUGACAGGAAAGAAACGGUCUCUCUUAUUAUUUUUUCGAUAUACAAGUAAAACUUUAGUACCACAAAUAAAUAGUAUUCUGUACCAAGAAAAUUACAAUUAAAUAUUACGAUACGUA
Wasmannia auropunctata (little fire ant) is the source of this 1260-nucleotide messenger RNA. RefSeq names its product peptidyl-prolyl cis-trans isomerase, chloroplastic-like. Gene Ontology annotation, molecular function: peptidyl-prolyl cis-trans isomerase activity. NCBI's taxonomy places the organism in Eukaryota, Metazoa, Arthropoda, Insecta, Hymenoptera, Formicidae. Bases 181 to 1062 code for a protein of 293 amino acids. The transcript is spliced from 4 exons. The record is from RefSeq and is a predicted model, not a curated record. Gene Ontology annotation, biological process: protein peptidyl-prolyl isomerization.